Molecule: messenger RNA, 3077 nt
Organism: Schistocerca cancellata (South American locust)
Lineage: Eukaryota; Metazoa; Arthropoda; Insecta; Orthoptera; Acrididae
Gene: Gcat
Product: 2-amino-3-ketobutyrate coenzyme A ligase, mitochondrial
Exons: 9
Coding region: 231-1523 (430 amino acids)
Biological process (GO): L-threonine catabolic process; biosynthetic process
Molecular function (GO): pyridoxal phosphate binding; glycine C-acetyltransferase activity
Source: RefSeq, a predicted model, not a curated record
AUAAGUUCCUAGCUGCUGCGAGAAAUGUGUUUUCGCGAUCGCUUCGUGUAGUCGCGUGAAAGACAAAAAAACGUAGCAGAAUUUCUCGAAUCAGAUGGCUCUCUCCUCUCCAUAGCAUUGUGAGUUCAGUCAUACGUGCACAGUAGUAUCGGUGUCAUCGUAGCAAUAAAGUACGGUCCUCGGAGCGUGCUACUCAUAUGUAGCACCACUGUCGUCCUGAAGACGAUAGCAUGACGGUUCUGGCGGCAGCUAAGUCGUUUAAAUGCUUGACAUCACGUUUUCUGAUACAGUCCAAGGAUGUAGCACUGUAUCGGAGUGGGCAUUCAAAUGCAAGUGAACACCUUAAAAGCAUUUUACGUGAGGAAUUAAAUAACAUAAAAGCAGCUGGUACAUGGAAGGAGGAAAGGAUUAUCACAUCGAGCCAAAGCACUUUGAUCAGUGUUGCUGGUCAAAACACUAAGAUACUGAAUUUCUGUGCCAAUAAUUAUCUUGGUUUAUCAAAUCAUCCAGAAGUAGUCCAUGCAGCAAAAACAGCUCUUGAAAAAUAUGGUGCUGGACUGAGUUCAGUUCGUUUCAUUUGUGGAACACAAAGUAUACAUAAGGAACUAGAAAAGAAAAUUGCAGACUUCCAUUGUAAGGAAGACACUAUAUUGUAUCCCAGUUGUUUUGAUGCAAAUGGUGGCUUUUUUGAGUCAGUCCUUACACCAAAAGAUGCAGUUCUUUCUGAUGAACUGAACCAUGCUUCCAUCAUUGAUGGUAUACGUCUCUGCAAGGCACAGAAGUUCAGAUACAAACACAGAGAUAUGGCAGAUUUGGAAGAACAUCUGAAGAAAGUGAGCGAUGCUAGACUGAAAGUGAUUGCCACUGAUGGUGUAUUUUCAAUGGAUGGCAAUGUUGCUCCUUUGCCAGAUAUAUGCAAACUGGCACAAAAGUAUGGGGCUCUCACAUUUGUGGAUGAGUGUCAUGCAACAGGAUUUUUUGGGAAAACAGGAAGGGGAACUGAGGAAUUCUACGGCAUGAUGGGAGCAAUAGACAUUAUCACAUCUACACUGGGAAAGGCAGUCGGUGGAGCUGCAGGAGGAUACACAACAGGUCCUAAGGAGUUGAUUGAUAUCCUAAGACAGCGUAGCCGGCCGUACCUUUUUUCCAACUCAAUGCCACCAGCUGUUGUUGGUGCUGCAAUUAAGGCACUGGAUUUGCUUAUCAAUGACAGCUCAUUCACUGAACGUAUUCAGAAGAAUACAGAGAGAUUCCGUUCUGCAAUGACUAAAGCAGGAUUCACAAUUGCUGGGGAGAAUCAUCCUAUCUGCCCUGUCAUGUUAGGUGACGCUAAACUUGCAACUAUAUUUGCAGAACAGAUGUUGAGUAGAGGCAUUUAUGUAAUUGGCUUCAGUUAUCCUGUGGUGCCAAAAGACAAAGCCAGGAUUCGGGUGCAGAUAUCUGCAGCACAUACAAAAGAUGAAAUUGAUAAAGCUGUGAAUGCAUUUGUUGACAUUGGCAAGAAGCUGAAUGUGAUAAAAUAAAAUACUUCUCAUAACAUGAUAAAUAUUAAAUAUGUAUAACAGACAUGCCUCACUUAUAAAUUUGCAACACUUGUGAACAAUGAUCUGUUUUCAUUUAAAGGACAGCCAAUCAUUUUAAAACAUUUACACUCUUAACAAACCUUGCUUGUUCCUGUGAGAUUAUGCAGUUUUAUAGUGGAAUAAACAUAAUACAUACCUGCACACUUUGUUGCAGUUAUUGUAUUUGACCAUGAGUGAAAACUGUGGAAGUUAUUAUAAACACGUCUUGGGGAUGAAAUGAGUUCAUAAACAUUUUGAAGACUUUGUGCAUGGCACAAAUGGUAAACACAACUAAAAGAGCACCAAUAAGGUAAACAUCAGUCUUAAACCAUGUACUUACAGAUACAGACAGGGAAAAUUGUAAUGUAUUUAUAAAAGGAUAGUGAAAUGGGAAAUGCUUCACAACUGCUGAAUAUGUAUGGGAAUUGGAUAUACAUCCUAAUCUCCUUCUGUCCCGUCUCUCUGUCCAUUUUCUCCUCCCCCUGUCACUCACCAUCCCUUCCCGCCCCCCUUCUCUCCGUCCAUAGCCUCCUUCCCCUAUCUCUCUCCAUUUCCUCCUCUCUUUCUCUGUGUCCAUCUCCUCUUCCACUCUCUCUCUCUGACCUUGAGCCUUGUUUAUUGUUAUUGCAAACUAAACAAUGAUUGGGAAAUGAAGCCACUUAAAAUUAAUGGGAAAGUGGUUGGUGUCAUUGGUAUACAGAAUGUAAGAGAGACCGUACUAGCUGCUGUAUAUGUGUGGAUAGUAGCUUCAGUGAAAGUAUUUUGCAUAGCUGUAAUCUGCACGUAGGUAUGUAACGUUACAAGCAACUGGUUUGCCUGCCACAAGACGGACUGUAUCUGACAGGUUGGCUGUGGGCUGGUGUGAAUGUUUGUUGGGGCAGCCAGCUGUCAGAUAGGUGUGACAGGUAAGCUGAAGAGAAGGAAUUCAUGAGGCCCAGUGGUCAUCGGGAUUUUUCCAGGCAGGAUGAGGGUUGUGUACCAGUGACAUUGCUGUGGAGCAAUCUAAUAUGGCAGGACCUGUGACUUGAAAUGUUUUCACUAAUAUGAUUUUAGUGUAAGUACAUUAAAAUUCAUUAUGAGUAGGGUAAAGAAAAACCAAUGACAGUGUUGGAACUUUGACAGUGGGAUGAGCUCAUAGAACAGAAAUCCGUACCUAAAGCCUUAACAGUUGAAAAGUUAUUGACAUUAUUACCAACACUGUUAUAGUAAAUUGUAACAGCUGAAUCCAUCUCAAAAGUCACACUUGUGAUAUACCAGAGGAAAGAGAAUAAUGCCUGCAAUGUAAUGAACACAUUGUUUUUCUAAUUAAACAACUAUAAAAAUGUUAUAAACAAUGUGGAUUAUUUACAUAAAUAGUGCCACAACUAUGAUCUCCUCCACAGAGAUAAAAAUGAUCUUAUCAGCAUUAGGUUCUUUCCUUAAUAUUUCCAUAACAUUCAACAUGUGUUGACUUGUGCUUGUGAUUUAUGAAAUAGGUCAAGUUCGUGUUUUGACUAGAGUGGUAAAUGUGAUGAU